Theobroma umbraticum is the source of this 1770-nucleotide messenger RNA. NCBI's taxonomy places the organism in Eukaryota, Viridiplantae, Streptophyta, Magnoliopsida, Malvales, Malvaceae. The record is from RefSeq and is a predicted model, not a curated record.
AUUAUACAUACCUUGAAAUAUUAAUAUUUUAUAUGAUACUCAAGCAAAUGCAAAGAAAUAGUAAUAAAAUAGUAGGACAAUGACCCCCAAAUAUAAUAAUAAGGGCAUUCUAAAACAUAGCUUUUGUACAUGGCCAUUUGUGAACUCAAAUGAAAUUGAGUUCCGCAAAGGUGCCUAAGGAGUCAAAGGGGGCCUCCCCAAUUGAUGGACAUAAUUACUCUCUUCACUCAAAAAGGAGGAGCGGGCGCACAACUCUUCCCGUCCAAGCAGCAGAGCAAUGGUCAGUAGCGGUAGACAUGCACAACACCAACAGUAUUCAGCCCCAAAAUAGCCACACAUCAACCAGCCGUUCAUCAGACUCCGGCGAGCCUUGUGCCACGGGUAACAAAUGGGCCUCAAGGCUCCUAAGGGAAUGCGCUAGAGCCAUCUCCGACAAGGACUCUACCAAAAUCCAUCACCUUCUGUGGAUGUUAAACGAGCUCGCUUCCCCUUAUGGAGACUGUGACCAGAAACUAGCAUCUUAUUUCUUGCAAGCACUCUUUUGCAAGGCCACCGAAUCGGGGCAACGAUGCUACAGAACCCUAACUUCGGUAGCGGAAAGGAGCCACUCCUUUGAUUCAGCUAGGAAGUUAAUCCUUAAGUUCCAAGAGGUAAGUCCAUGGACUACUUUUGGUCAUGUAGCUGCGAAUGGUGCAAUUUUGGAGGCCUUAGAUGGGGAGGCCAAACUUCACAUCAUCGAUAUAAGCAAUACCCUUUGCACUCAAUGGCCAACUUUGCUAGAAGCUUUGGCCACGAGAAACGAUGAGACACCACACUUAAAGCUCACUGUCGUGGUUACAGCUAAUAUUGUAAGGUCGGUCAUGAAGGAAAUAAGCCAGAGAAUGGAGAAGUUUGCUAGGUUAAUGGGUGUGCCUUUCGAGUUUAAUGUAAUAAGUGGGCUGAAUCACUUGGGCGAACUCACAAAGGAGGCACUCGGUGUUCUUGAGGAUGAAGCCGUCGCGGUGAAUUGCAUCGGGGCCUUGAGAAGAGUUGCAGUGGAGGAAAGAGGAGCCGUGAUCCAGAUGUUCCAAUCCCUUGGGCCUAAAGUCGUGACGGUUGUCGAGGAAGAAGCAGAUUUUUCAAGCACCCGAUAUGACUUUGUCAGGUGCUUCGAAGAAUGCCUAAGAUUUUAUACACUGUACUUCGACAUGCUUGAGGAGAGCUUUGCCCCAACCAGCAAUGAGAAGCUGAUGCUGGAAAGGGAGUGUUCAAGGAGCAUAGUUAGGGUUUUGGCUUGUGAGGAUGGGGAAGAUGGUACUGCAGGAGAGUGUGAGAGAAGGGAGAAAGGGAGCCAAUGGUCUGACAGGCUCAAGGAGGCUUUUUCACCGGUUGGAUUCAGCGACGACGUCGUCGAUGAUGUCAAGGCAUUGCUAAAAAGGUACAGAGCCGGAUGGGCGCUUGCACAACCACACCAAGAUGAAACAGGACUUUACUUAACAUGGAAAGAGGAAGCCGUAGUAUGGGCAUCAGCAUGGAAACCCUAGAAAUUGGGCCAAAUUAGCAGCCACGGAUUCCACAUGUUCUGAAAAAGUGAAGCCUCUUGCACUGCAUUUAUGCACGAGUUUGGAAGCAAUGAAAGCAUGCAGAUGGAGUUCACUUUUCUUAUAUAUCUUCUUCUUAUUCAUAUAUGCAUGCUUGUAUUUUAUCUUAUGUCCACUUUUCUUCUUCAGCUUUAUGCUUUGGAGUUUGUGAUGUUUCUUUUUCUGCUUUAGAUCAUUAUUCUUGUUUGAA